AUGCAAAACAGAACAGACUCUACGCAGGCAGCGCUCCCGGAACGAGCUACGCUGAGGGCGCCUUCUCCGGGAGGACAGGACUCGAAGAAAGCCGUCGAGCCCGUCAGCCCGCGCAAGGACUUUCCAGGUCUGCGCAUACCCCGUUCAGGCUCCUUCUCGUCUGCGAGAGGCGAAGGGAGCACCAGUCCAUCUGGCUAUACCUCUACGACGCCCAAUGAGCGCACUGAAUCGAGGGGCAUGUCGAUGUCCAACCUCUUCAUGAACUUCAGACAUCGCAAGGAGUCGACGGCCAGCAUGAGCAGUCGGCCUGACUUGGCUUCUCAGCGACACGAUAGCACUGACGACGGAGCUGUGACGCCACGGGAAUCGCUGACAACUUCGACCGGCGGGCAAUCGCUGUACGGCGCCAAAUCGCCUGCCUCAGUCAGCACCGCGGUGCUGGUCAGUCAGUAUCAGCAGGCCAGCCGGCCGUCUAUGAACGCAAAGACUUCGCUAUCGACAUACGACUCGCGUACUCUGGCGGCCGUUCUAGAGAAGCUCGAGAUCCACCGCCCGUCAAUGUUUAACCAACUCGUCCCAGGUCAACAUCAAACGACUCAAAGCUUGGGCAGCAGUACAGACGAUGUCUGGCAGAACGUGUGCGUAAAGGUGCUGCCCAUCUUCAACGGUGAGGGACAUCAAGGUUUCAUUGAGGAUCUAAAUGACGAUGUAGCGCGUCACGUCAAGCGCUCCGUCGAGCGCUCGCCCGUCCACGCUAUCGCCAACCUCACAUCUGAUCUGGCUCAGUUGCUCGACAUUGGCAUGCUCACUCUCGCUUCGAAGCUCAACAACCCUCUCCAUCCGCUCUCGUCUGAUAAGCUGGCCAGCAGAACCGUAGAAAUCUGGACGUUCUUCUUCGGUGGCCCUCUGCCUUAUUUACAGGGCAUCUUUCUACCGCUAGAGACCGACGAAGCUCUGCUGAAGAUCGCCGCUAGGGGUCGCUCCGCUAGCUCACCCACUGCUGCAUCUCGACGAGCUAGUAAUGACCCGCGCCCGUCGUCGAGACCCGCAAAGCCCAUCAACGUCCGAGGAUUGGCGCUAAAGUCGUUUCGAGACAAGCUCAUCCUGCCCAACUACGAUCAAUUGCUGCGCACAUAUGCUCAGGUCAGAGGCACCGCCUCUCGACGGAGUAGCAGUGUCGACGCCAGGUUGACAGAGGCGCAUGGCAUCACUCAAGCCGCCACGCUGUCCUCCACGAGCUCACACGCCCAGAGCAAACGAUUGCAAAUGACUGCAAUGCUAGCCGCGCUGCGGACGCAAGACGAAGCGCAGCGAAAGCUCGACCAUCUACUGUCGGCACACCUUUACAGCACACUCGAACGGGAUGGCUCAGAUGAGCCUGUCGACCCUGCACAAUGA
Messenger RNA from Mixia osmundae IAM 14324, 1398 nucleotides. RefSeq lists its product as uncharacterized. Gene Ontology annotation, cellular component: TORC2 complex. The transcript is spliced from 2 exons. The coding region runs from base 1 to 1398 and encodes 465 amino acids. The record is from RefSeq and is a predicted model, not a curated record. Gene Ontology annotation, biological process: TORC2 signaling. NCBI's taxonomy places the organism in Eukaryota, Fungi, Basidiomycota, Mixiomycetes, Mixiales, Mixiaceae.